AUGCAAUUCUCGGCCAUCUCUAUCAUGGCCGUAGCCCUGCUUUCGGGCCAAACCCUCGCAAGUUGCGGAGAAGGAACCUUUAACGGCAAAUACAACGGGUACAAGCGAAUCUCAAACUGCAACCUCAACGCAAACAACGUCUACUUCUGCGGAGACUCUGGCACAUCCGUCGUCCACAAGCAAAGUCAGCUUGUACUUCGCGCUGGAAAGGUCGAUUCGACAGUCUUGGUCAACUGUAACGGGUACGGCUUCUUGUACCACUGUUCAGCCGGCGAAGAAGGCCGGUUCAGGGAGCCGCAGUGUAAGGGCGCGGUUUGGGAGGUUGAGAACAUCAAGGAGACUUGA
Molecule: messenger RNA, 345 nt
Organism: Colletotrichum abscissum
Lineage: Eukaryota; Fungi; Ascomycota; Sordariomycetes; Glomerellales; Glomerellaceae
Exons: 1
Coding region: 1-345 (114 amino acids)
Source: RefSeq, a predicted model, not a curated record